UCAGCGCACUUCCGCAAGUGUUUGACACCGAGGCUCCGGGGCCGCUCAGCAAGAUGGCUGCGUUCCUGCGAGCUCGUAAAUAUGUCCGCUGUGUGGUCCGUUUCUCCGACCGUGAACUGUAAACGGGACCAGUGAGUGAGCACCAGCGAAGAUAAAAAGGAGACCUACAGGGCCAAGUGUCAUGGCUGAUGAAAAUACUGAUAUUGGAGGUACAUUAGAGGAUGAAGAUGAGGGUGUGGAUGACCCAAACCUUCAGUUGGAGCUUAAUGCGUUCAGAGCUCAGUGGAUGUCUGAACUCAAACCAAGCUCUGGUGCGAGUCAAACAAGUGACCGGCUGCAGAGGGCAAGAGGCGUGAAGAGGACUCAAGACAUUGCCCGGGAGGAAAAAGCUGCAGAGCUGUUUCUGAGAGCUGUUCAGGAGGAGCAGAAUGGAGCCGUCUAUGAAGCUAUCAAGUUCUAUCGCAUGGCUAUGCAGCUUGUUCCUGAUAUUGAGUUUAAAAUCAACUACAGCCGUCCCCCUGACGCAGACAGAGGUGGAGGAAAUUACAUGGAGGACAGUGACACUGAUGGUGAGAUUGAGGAUCUGCUUGCCUAUUUUGAGCAGCAGCUUACUCUGGAGAGCUCCUUCCCAAAGAUAUGCGCUUAUGAGCUUGAAGUAACUCAAACGCACAUUUCAGCCUUGCCACGGGAAAUCCUGAUGUACAUAUUUCGCUGGGUUGUGUCGAGCGAACUGGACAUGCGGGCACUGGAGCAGCUUUCUUUGGUCUGCCGUGGGUUUUACAUCUGCGCCAGGGACCCUGAGAUUUGGCGUUCUGCUUGUGUCAGAGUGUGGGGACGGAACUGCACUAAGCUAGCACCCUUCAAGUCCUGGAGGGAGAUGUUCCUGCAGAGGCCGCGUGUUCGAUUUGAUGGUGUUUAUAUCAGCAAGACAUCAUACAUUCGACAAGGAGAGGAAUCCCUGGAUGGUUUCUACAGAGCCUGGCAUCACGUUGAAUACUACAGGUACCUCCGGUUCUUCCCUGAUGGAUUUGUCUUGAUGCUGACCACCCCCGAGGACCCUCUGUCGGUUGUUCCCCGCUUGCGUACGAAAAACACAAGAAUGGACUCUGUUCUUCUUGGUCAUUUCCGUCUGUCACAGGAGACGGACAACCAAACCAAAGUCUUUGCUGUCGUUUGCAAGAAAAAGGAGGAGAAAGCGACCGAGUUUCAAAGAAAUCGGUUCUACAGGCGGAACCAGGCCCCUGAGGCUGAACACACCUUCCAUGUGGGGCUGCAUCUGACCUCCAGGGGGCGUCAGAGCUUCAGUAAGCUGGUGUGGAUCCACCACUCUUGCCACAUCACUUACAAGCUGACUGGGGAAACUGUCAUCACAACAUUUGACCUUGAUAGGAUGUACACGCCCUUCUUCUUUGCUCGUGUGAAGAGCUACACUGCUGUUUCUGAGCAGCCCCUGUAAGGAGAAAACACAGCCGUGCAUGAGCCUAGUAGAAACCUCACAGAAGAAGGCGAUUCACCCUUUGAAUGAAACUGGAUCCUCCUCAGUCUGUUUAGUUCAUCCUGUAGCAGGCUUAUGGUAUCACCUCUAAAGCCCUCAUGUUUUCCUACGUCAGCAUGUUUUAUUUCAGGUCCACCUCUUAGGAUGCUGCUUAUUUUCUGAUAAUCAGAAAAAUACAGUGAUUUGUUGAAAGCUACACUGAUUAGCAACCUUUGCCACCUGUUUCGAGCAAUGAAUGUGAUUUCUGUUUCAUUGUGCACUUUCUUCCUCAAAUAAAUGAGAUGGGAAAAAAA
Cyprinodon tularosa is the source of this 1788-nucleotide messenger RNA. It is a transcript of the gene fbxo9, whose product is annotated as F-box protein 9. The coding region runs from base 182 to 1456 and encodes 424 amino acids. Gene Ontology annotation, molecular function: protein binding. The record is from RefSeq and is a predicted model, not a curated record. Gene Ontology annotation, cellular component: SCF ubiquitin ligase complex. The transcript is spliced from 13 exons. Gene Ontology annotation, biological process: SCF-dependent proteasomal ubiquitin-dependent protein catabolic process. Lineage: Eukaryota; Metazoa; Chordata; Actinopteri; Cyprinodontiformes; Cyprinodontidae.